Messenger RNA from Parnassius mnemosyne (clouded apollo), 1131 nucleotides. Lineage: Eukaryota; Metazoa; Arthropoda; Insecta; Lepidoptera; Papilionidae. The record is from the annotation of a GenBank genome assembly.
AUGGCGUCUCGCGUUACCGCGCCGUUGGCCUCGCUGCUGUUACUGCUUUUGGGUGCACAGAAAGCGGUUGCAGCAUGCACGAACGUAACGGUGUUCUCCACUCAACUGGAUACAUUGCUGGCAGAGUACGACCGUGAAGCAAUGCCCAGCUCGCGCGUGAAGGUGGAGCUCUCGCUGGACGUGAGACAUGCUACCGUCAACGAGCAGACAUCUUCCGUCCGGAUGCUGGCUGAUUUGAAGAUGAGUUGGGACGACAAGCGGUUGACUUGGAACGUAUCAGACUGGGGCUGUGACAGUGCACCGGUGUCCGCUGAACGCCUUUGGCUUCCUGACGUAGCCCUCGUAAGCGCAGCCACACAAGGAGCUGAGACUGAGGGACAACGUGCCCGAAUAGUCGCCAGUGGUCGAGUUUCGUGGACUUCCAGAUUGGACCUCUCCGCACCCGUGGCUUUGAAACUCGAUGACUGGCCUCGAGAUGUGCACACCAUCCUGUUUAAGUUCGCCUCCAGAGACCACGAUUCAGAUCAGAUAGAUUUGUCCUUGAGGGAAGAUGAACACGUGACAGUAUUCGAGUCGGGCGCUUGGGAGCUGGUGGGCGUGUCGCGGUCUUCAAAGGUGUGGUUACAAGAGGGCAGAGAGCGGCAGUUAGCGACCUGGAAGUUAGCGUUGAGGAGGAGGGCACCAGCGCACUCCGUGGCCACUGGUUUCGUAUUGGCUGCCUGCGUUCUGCUGUUGUUAGCCGCGCUACCAUUACCACUCAGCGAACGAUCUCCGCUCUUUGCGUGUGCUUCCUUCACUGCUGCGCUAUGGCUGAUGUCGGCGCUGGCGCGGGUGCCCGGCGGCGCUGGGGUGCCGCGCGCGGUGGCGGCGCUGGGCGCGCUGUGCGCGUGCGGCGGCGCGGCGGCGCUGUGCGCGGCGCUGCUGCGGCGCACGGCCGCCGCGCGCGCGCCGCCGCCGCGCCGCCUGCGCGCCUGCCUCUCCGCCGCCGCGCAGCUCUGCGACCUCGCACCGCCUCAGGGCACGUCGGGCAGUGAGUGCAGCGCGUGGGCGGCGGCGGCCCAGCUCUUGGACUAUGUGCUGCAGGCGGCACUUGUACUCACCGUUUUCGUUAUCGUCUGCGUCUAUCUGUAG